GUUCUCCACACACAACAAAUCCCGGCGUGCCCUUGGGCGGCCCCGAGGUGGAGGGUUCUAGAAGGCGUGACGUGAGGUCGGAGCGGGCUCCCGGAGGCGGGCGAUUUUUCGGCAGUCGCUGUGGCCGCAGCUACCGGGCCUGAGGACGCGGGCGGCCGGGAGCGUGGACGCAGCCUGCCCGUCUCUCCGGCCAUGGCCGCCCUUGGCCGGCCCUUCAGCGGUCUCCCCCUGAGCGGCGCCUCGGACUUCCUACAGCCAUCACCGGCCUUCCCGGGCCGGGCCUUCCCGCCGGGAGCCGCCGACGGUGCCGAGCUGGCCCCGCGGCCGGGACCCCGCGCUGCUGCCCCGAGCAGCCCCGGUGGGAGCGUGGCGCGUGGACGUGUCCCAGCUCCACGUAAGAAGAAACACAAGCGGGAGGAGGAAGAGGAGGAUGAUUGUCCAGUAAGGAAAAAAAGACUGACUGAGGCAGCACUCCACGCCGGGCCCGAUGGCUGGAUUCUGUGUGCGCAGCAGAACGUGCAGGGUCCCGGAGUCAGUCCAUGCACGAGUGACCUUUCUGUGCCUGGCAUGGGAGACAUUGUUUGUGAAGAGAUGGAUCAGACAAGCGCAGAAGCCCAGUGUGAUGUGGCCCGAAGGAGGCUUCAGGAGCUUGAGGACAGGAUAAUUGAUGAAGAUGAAGAAGUUGAAUCUGACAGAAAUGUUAACCACCUCCCCAGUCUUGUCCUUUCCGACACCAUGAAAACAGGCUUGAAGAGGGAACUUGAUGAAGUCUUUACAAAGAAGAUGAUUGAGUCCAUGAGCCGUCCUUCCAUGGAGCUUGUACUCUGGAAGCCUCUUCCAGAACUCCUUUCUGAUAAGCCAAAGCCAUUAUCGAAUGCUAAGAACUACACGGGAGAGAACAAGACAAGGCAUUCAGCUGCUGGCACUGCCUUCCCUCAGAGAACUGAGCUGUUCUCGGAGCCCCGGCAAGCAGGCAUGCCGCUCUACAGUAGUUUGGAGAUAGCUGCUAACACAGAAGAAGAAAUGGAACUCUAGAAACCGUUUUCUACACUAACACCAGAAUCUCGAAGGCUCUGUGUUCCGUCUUGAGCCUAUCUGCCUAUCUAAGGACUCAGAAAUUUUAUGAAACGGGUGUAAUAAUACCUCCACCUGUGAUUUGGGGUGGGACUCCCAUUAUGGGUAACCAUUUAUAGAAUUAAAUUUUUUUUUUUUGCCAAGGAAGCUUGUCUGAAAAAGAAAAGCAGUUUUCUAGGGGACUUUUUAAAGGAAAUGUUAGAUGAUAGCCUCUUCAAAGGCAAGUAUAGAAGCUCUGACUUUGGUUAUCUGUCACUUUGUCUAAAGCAUUCAGAUACUUGAAGAUUAUUCUCCUUGAGUUGAAAAGGAUGGUUAAGAAGGAUACUGUUGGUGGAACUCUAUCCCGAGAGUCGAGUCGCAAUUUAGUCUGCAGAUCUGACCUGUCUUUUAGUGGUGACUGUCCACGAUUACAAACAAGG
Messenger RNA from Ochotona princeps (American pika), 1493 nucleotides. RefSeq names its product coiled-coil domain containing 117 (gene CCDC117). The transcript is spliced from 5 exons. NCBI's taxonomy places the organism in Eukaryota, Metazoa, Chordata, Mammalia, Lagomorpha, Ochotonidae. The record is from RefSeq and is a predicted model, not a curated record. Bases 193 to 1035 code for a protein of 280 amino acids.